GCGGGCGAGGCACCCGGGCAGGCCGAGGAUUCCGCGGCUGCGGGCGGGCACGCCCCGCCCCUCCCGCGCCGGGCCCGCCCCCUCCCCGUCCCCCGCCCGUCCGGAGGUGCAGCCGGCGCUGAGCGCGGCAGGCGCGGGAGCGGGCGCUGGAGCCGGAGCGGCGGCGGCGGCGGCAUUCACGGGGCGGCGGCGGCGGCGCGGGCUCCGGCACGGUCUCGGGCUCCGGCAUGGUGCAGUCCGGCCUCGUCCCGGGAGAGCGGGGCCCGCGCGCGGGGCCGGCGCCGGGGGAGCGGCGGCAGCGACGGUGGCGGCGGUGGCUGCAGGCGCAGGCAGGCGGCAGGUGCUAGAAGCCGGGCUGGGCGAGGUGUGUGCCCGCUGGGCUCCGGGGCCGCCGCCCCCUCGCUGCCCUGAUCUUUCCCUCCCUUUGGGCUUCCCAGCGCGUCCAGCCCCCUGUCUCCGCGCCCCAGCCCAUGGCGCCCCGCGGUUGAGCCGGCGCCGCCAGGGACCCCUCCCGCGGGCCUCCCCGGGGCGCGCAGAUCCCGGAGCCGCCCGCCCACCCUCCGCGGAGCCUCCCUCCUCUCCUCGCCCGAGCCGGGCGGGACCAUGGCUGCGAAGCUGCGAGCGCAUCAGGUGGACGUGGACCCGGACUUCGCGCCGCAGAGCCGGCCGCGCUCGUGUACCUGGCCCCUGCCGCAGCCCGACUUGGCCGGCGACGAGGACGGAGCGCUGGGUUCAGGGUUGGCUGAGGGCGCCGAGGACUGUGGGCCGGAGCGCCGGGCGACGGCCCCGGCGAUGGCCCCAGCGCCGCCGCUGGGCGCGGAGGUCGGACCGCUGCGGAAAGCGAAGAGCUCCCGGCGGAACGCGUGGGGGAACCUGUCCUACGCCGACCUCAUCACCAAAGCCAUCGAGAGCGCCCCGGACAAGCGGCUCACGCUCUCGCAGAUCUACGACUGGAUGGUCCGUUACGUGCCCUACUUCAAGGAUAAAGGCGACAGCAACAGCUCGGCCGGCUGGAAGAACUCCAUCCGGCACAACCUGUCGCUGCACACCCGUUUCAUCCGCGUGCAGAACGAAGGCACUGGCAAGAGCUCGUGGUGGAUGCUGAACCCCGAGGGCGGCAAGACGGGCAAGACCCCGCGGCGCAGGGCCGUGUCCAUGGACAACGGGGCCAAGUUCCUGCGCAUCAAGGGCAAGGCGAGCAAGAAGAAGCAGCUGCAGGCACCUGAGCGGAGCCCUGACCAUAGUCCCCCGGGCGCAGCAGCCCCGGGGCCCUUGCCUGCAGCGGCCAAGUGGGCCACCAGCCCGGCCUCGCACGCCAGCGACGACUACGAGGCGUGGGCCGACUUCCGCGGCGGCGGGAGACCCCUGCUCGGGGAGGCGGCUGAAUUGGAGGACGACGAGGCCCUGGAGGCCCUGGCGCCGUCCUCGCCGCUCAUGUACCCGAGCCCGGCGAGCGCGCUGUCACCCGCGCUGGGUGCGCGUUGCCCCGGGGAGCUGCCCCGCCUGGCCGAGCUGGGGGGCCCGCUGGGGUUGCACGGCGGCGGCGGCGCGGGGCUGCCCGAGGGCCUGCUGGACGGCGCGCAGGACGCGUACGGGCCACGGGCCCGCGCCGGGACGCCCGCCUACUUCGGGGGCUGCAAGGGCGGCGCCUACGGCGGGGGCGGGGGCUUCGGGCCGCCGGCGCUGGGCGCGCUGCGCCGCCUGCCCAUGCAGACCAUCCAGGAGACCAAGCAGGCCAGCUUCGCGCCGGCCGCCGCGCCCUCCCGCCCCCCCGCGGGCAGCCCCGCGGCGGGCGCGGCAGCCGCCUACCCCGGCAAGGGGGCGGCCCCGUACGCGCCGCCGGUGCCCUCGCGCAGUGCCUUAGCCCACCCCAUCAGCCUUAUGACGCUGCCCGGCGAGGCGGGCGCCCCGGGCCUGGCGCCGCCGGGCCACGCGGCCGCCUUCGGGGCCCCGCCCGGCGGCCUCCUGCUGGACGCGCUGCCUGGGCCGUAUGCGGCCGCUGCCGCCGGGCCGCUGGGUGCCGCGCCCGACCGCUUCCCGGCAGACCUGGACCUCGACAUGUUCAGCGGGAGCCUCGAGUGCGAUGUCGAGUCCAUCAUCCUCAACGACUUCAUGGACAGCGACGAAAUGGACUUCAACUUCGACUCGGCCCUGCCUCCGCCGCCGCCCGGCCUGGCCGGGGCCCCGCCCCCCAAUCAGAGCUGGGUACCGGGCUGAGGGCCGCCUCCCGCGCCCUGGGUGCCGGCCCCGCCCCCGAGGGGCCUGUGUCUUCCCAUCCUGAUCCCCGGAUCCCCACCCCCGACUCCAGCUCCACGGGAGGAUCCAGGAGGCAGCCCCAGCCCAGCUAGAGACAUCCCUCCGAAGCUGACCGCCGAGGGAAGUGGUGGGGAGGGGCUUGGGCACCCCGCCACUCCUGCCCAAACUCCUGAGACCCACUCCUCCUCCUCCCUGGGCAGGAAGCCUGGGAGUGGAGGCUGAAUUCCGGGCUGGGUGGAAUGCGGAGGAGCAAGCGGCCGCGCCGGUCUGGGAAGCCAACCCGGAGAUGGGGCGGGGGUCUCCGAAUCUUCAGUUUCAUUUGCGGGGCCCUCACCAUGACGAAUUGCCCACCCCAAACUGCGCUCUAGUUCCCAAGUGACACUUUCCCACUGGUCUUAGCCUCACCCACCUCAAGCCAGCAAUCCCCUCCCGAAAACACACUCACACCUACCUACUGGCUGCUCCCCUUGAGCUGUCCGCCUUCAGCCCUACGCCAUCCUCCCACCCCCACCCCCACAGUUCAGCGCCUCUCGCCCAUCCUUGCCGGCCCUAGCUUCUCCCCUUCUCUGUCGGAGUCAAUUCCGUUUUCCAACCUCCCCAUCACCCCCCCAGUGCUGGUCUCAGCCUCUCCAGAGAGCCAGCAACCGACAACCCUUUCUCCGUGCCAGUCCUGGCUCCUCUCUCCCGUAUUUAUAAGCGUCCUGUCGGGGCGGGCUGUGGGCGCGGCGUCCCCGGCGCAUAUCGUAGGCAGUGUACCGUGGCCGUGCCGUCAGCGUGUGCGUGUGCGUGUGUGCCGUGUCGAGGCCGUGUAGAGUGCAUUG
Equus quagga is the source of this 3077-nucleotide messenger RNA. It is a transcript of the gene FOXO6, whose product is annotated as forkhead box O6. Gene Ontology annotation, cellular component: nucleus. Bases 604 to 2217 code for a protein of 537 amino acids. The record is from RefSeq and is a predicted model, not a curated record. Gene Ontology annotation, biological process: regulation of transcription by RNA polymerase II. Gene Ontology annotation, molecular function: RNA polymerase II cis-regulatory region sequence-specific DNA binding; DNA-binding transcription factor activity, RNA polymerase II-specific. NCBI's taxonomy places the organism in Eukaryota, Metazoa, Chordata, Mammalia, Perissodactyla, Equidae. The transcript is spliced from 3 exons.